This is a messenger RNA of Papaver somniferum (opium poppy), 2972 nucleotides long. RefSeq names its product protein TIC 214-like. The record is from RefSeq and is a predicted model, not a curated record. The transcript has a single exon. The coding region runs from base 259 to 2373 and encodes 704 amino acids. Gene Ontology annotation, cellular component: membrane. NCBI's taxonomy places the organism in Eukaryota, Viridiplantae, Streptophyta, Magnoliopsida, Ranunculales, Papaveraceae.
UCCAGUUUUGAGGAAGAGAAAAAAGAAAAGGAUAAAAAAAGGAAGAAGAAAGGGGAGGAAAAUGACCGGCUAGCAGUAGCGGAAAGCUGGGAUACUGUUCUAUUUGGUCAAUCAAUAAGGGGUUGCUUGUUAAUAGCCCACUCGAUUUUUAGAAAAUAUAUUGGAUUGCCUUCAUUGAUAAUAGCUAAAAACGUCAGCCGUAUCUUAUUAUUUCAACCCCCGGAAUGGAAUGAGGAUUGGAGAGAGUGGGGUAGAGAAAUGCAUGUUAAAUGCACCUAUAAUGGUGUUCAAUUAUCCGAAAUGGAAUUUCCAAAAAAUUGGUUAACAGAGGGUAUUCAGAUAAAGAUCCUAUAUCCUUUCUAUCCGAAACCUUGGAACAGAUCUAAGAAACGAUCUCAUCAUAAAAAUCCAAGGGGAAUAAAGGAAAAUUCUUGCUUUUUGACAGUCUGGGGGAUGGAAACUGAAUUUCCUUUUGGUUCUCCUCGAAGACGACCUUCUUUUUUAAAACCCAUUUUUAAAGACCUAGAAAAAAGAAUAACAAAAAAAAAAACACAAAGUUUUCUAGGUCUAAGAGUUUUAAAAGAAAAAACAAAAGGGUUUCUAAAGGACUCAAAAGAAAAAGAAAGCUGGACUCAUAAAAAGGAUUUUUUUCAAAAAAAAAGAAUAAAAGAGCUUGGCAAAGUAAAUCCAAUUCUAUUAGUUGGAUUGAGAAAAGUAUAUGAAUCGAGUGAAAAUAAAAAAAUUUCUCUCAAAGAAAAUCAGAUAGUUCAUGAAUCGUCAAGUCGAAUUAGAUCAAUGUCUUGGACAAAUUAUUCACUAACAGAAAAAAAAACAGAAGAUCUGGAUGAUAGGACAAGUACAAUUAAGAAUCAAAUUGAAAAAAUAAUAAAUGACAAGAAAAAAACGUUUCUAAUUCCAGAUAGAAAUAUUAAUCCUAACGAUACAAGUUGUAACGAUAAAAGAUUAGAAGCGCCAAAAAGCUUUUUGCGGAUAUUCCAAAGAAGAAGUGCUAGAUUAAUACGUAAACGACACUCUUUUUUAAACUUUUUGAUUGAAAAGAUAUAUAUGGACACCCUUCUAUAUCUCAUUAAUAUUCCCAGGAUCAAUGCACAAUUUUCCCUAGACUUAAAAAAAGGAGAGAUUGAUAAAAAAAGUUACAAUGCUGAAAUAAAGAAAGAAGAAGUUGAAGAAAAAAAAAAAAAAAAAAUUCAUGUAAUUUCGACUAAAAAGAGGGAACUUUCAAAUAUUAGUAAUAAGAAUUUACAUCAUUUUUGUGCCCCAGUUGACUUGUCACAGGCAUAUGUAUUUUACAAAUUAUCACAAACCCAAGUGAUUAACAAAUAUCACAUGAGAUCUGUACUUCAAUAUAAUGGAACGUCUUUUUUUCUUAAAGAUAGAAUAAAGAAAUUUUUUGGAACACAAGGAAUACUUUAUUCUGAAUCAAGACAUAAAAAACUUAGCAAUUUUGAAACGAAUGGGUGGAAAAAUUGGUUAAACAGUCAUUAUAACUAUCAAUAUAAUUUAUCUAAGAUUACAUCGUCUCAAUUAGCUCUACAAAAACAACGAAAUGGAGUCAAUCAAAGUCAUACGAUUUCAAACAAGGCAUCAAGAAAAUUGGAUUCAUAUGAACAAAAAAAUGUAUUUCAUUAUAAGAAGCAAAAUGCUUAUGUAAUGGAUUCAUUAUCGAGUAAAACAAAAAUUUUUAAAAAACAGUAUGGAUAUGAUCUUUUAUCACAGAAAUAUAUCAAUUAUAGAGAAGGGAAGGAUUCAUAUAUUUCUCUAUCACCAUUACAAGUAAAGGGAAGCCGAAAAAUUCCCUAUAACUACAACACAAAUAAACCCCCAAUUUUUUAUAUUCCGGCAGGCAUAUAUAUGAGUCAUUAUCUAGGAGAAGAUUGUAUUGUUGAUACGGAUAAAAAUCCGGAUAGAAAAUAUUUUGAUUGGAGAAUCGUUUCUUUUUGUCUUAGAAAGAAGAUCGAUAUUGAGGCUUGGGCUAAUAUGGAUACUGAGACCCGCAUGGAUAAAAAUACUAAAACAGGAAUUAACUAUUAUUCAAUCAUUAAUCAAAUUGAUACGAAGGAUCUUUCGUAUCUUGCGAUUGAUAAACAAAUAAAACCGUCCAGUGGAAAAAACUUUUUUUUUGAUUGGAUGGGGAUGAAUGAAGAAAUACUAAACCGCCCCAUAUCAAAUCUGCACCUUUGGUUCUUCCCAGAAUUGUUGGGGCUAUAUGAUACAUAUAGGAUUAAACCGUGGAUUAUACCAACAAAAUCACUUCUUUUCCAUUUUAAUGGAAAGAAAACCACCAGUGAAAAUAAAAAGCUAAAAAAAAAAGAUCUUGAAUUAGAAAAUCAAAAUCAAGAAGAAAAAGAAUAAUCAGACCAAGAAGAAAAAGAAGAAUCAGACCAAGAAGAAAAAGAAGAAUCAGACCAAGAAGAUAUUGGAUCAGAUCUAUCAAACCAAGAAAAAGAAGUUAACGAGGAUGACAGUGACUCAUACAUGAAAAAGAGUAGAAAUCAAAAUAAAUGGAAGAGUACCACAGAAGCGGAACUAGAUUUUUUCCUGAAAAGAUAUUUUAUUUUUCAACUGAGAUGGCAUAGUUCUUUGGAUCAAAGAAUAAUUAAUAGUAUCCAGAUAUAUUGUCUCCUGCUUAGACUGAACAAUCCAAAGCAAAUUGCGAUAUCCUCUAUUCAAAGAGGAGAAAUGCGUCUGGAUAUAUUGCUGAUUCAAAAAGAUCUAAAUCUUACAGAAUUGAUAAACAAAGGAGUAUUGAUUAUUGAACCUGUUCGCCUGUCUAUACAAGGAGAUGGACUUUUUAUUAUGUAUCAAACCAUAGUUAUUUCACUGGUCCAUAAGAGUAAUCACCAAACUAAUAGAAAAAACCAACAAAAAGAAAACGGUUAUAAUAAUUCUUUUGAUGAAUCCAUUAAAAGACAUAGACAUGAAAGGGUGCUUGAAAAGAGAGAUGAAAAAAA